Molecule: messenger RNA, 126 nt
Organism: Dentiscutata erythropus
Lineage: Eukaryota; Fungi; Glomeromycota; Glomeromycetes; Diversisporales; Gigasporaceae
Source: the annotation of a GenBank genome assembly
AUGAAUGUAUAUGAAUGUCGUAGAGAGAUCAAUUUUAUCGGUGAUUAUAUAGAUUAUGGAUGGAAUGAAAGAUCAUACCGUGAUAUUAUCAUUACAUCAUAUCAUAGACAAGAAUUAGAACAAUAG